This is a messenger RNA of Harmonia axyridis, 1711 nucleotides long. RefSeq names its product E3 SUMO-protein ligase ZBED1-like. Lineage: Eukaryota; Metazoa; Arthropoda; Insecta; Coleoptera; Coccinellidae. The record is from RefSeq and is a predicted model, not a curated record. Gene Ontology annotation, molecular function: DNA binding. Bases 140 to 1711 code for a protein of 523 amino acids. The transcript has 4 exons.
CAAACCGGGAAAAAACCGGAGGAACAAACAGGGGAAAUACCGCACUUGCAAUAUACUUUCGUCGUUGAUAUUUCACGAUUUCGUUUUCUGUUGCCGCGUUAGUGAAGCAUCUGACUUAAUUUUAAUCGAAAUUUUUGGAAUGCCUCCGCCUAAAAGCGACGUUUGGACGUAUUUUAAAAAAAUAAAUUCUUCUACUGCAAUUUGCAAACAAUGCAGUAGAUCUUUAAAAACUAGUGGAAAUACUUCCAACUUGAUGAAACAUUUGAAGAGUCAUGGAAUCGAUACACGAACCCACAAAGCAAAAGGAUGUUAUUCAGAUGAUACUCCAAGACCAAGCACAUCAAAAGAUGCUGAUAUUAUUUUAAAUGAAGAAACCAAAUUAGAACAAGACUCCCUCAAUGAAGGCUGCGAAACGCAUUCUAUUAGUUCUGUUAGUACCACUACUAUAACCAGUGAUAUAUUACAAUCAUUUAAAACCAUCAAAAGUUUUGAAGUCGGUGGGGUGAAACACAGUGAGAUAAGUAACACCAUAGAUUAUUUCAUCUGCGCAGAUAACCGCCCCUUCUCAACAGUUGAAGGACGAGGGUUUAAAAAAUUAAUGAAAACUGUUUGCCCAUUGUACAAAUUACCAUCGAGAGAAUAUUUCAAAAGCAAUAUUGACCUGAAGUAUGAUAUUAUGCAUUCCGUAUAUAAACAGAAAAUGUCUGAGAUUGAGCAUUUUUGUCUGACUAUGGAUAUAUGGAGUGAAAUGAUGACAGGAAGGAGUUUCUUAGGUGUAACUGCCCAUUUUAUCCACAAAACGAGAAGAAACUCAAUAUCGUUGGAUGUGAAGGAAUUAUGUGACCGCCAUAAUGCGGCGUACAUAUCAGAACAAUUAAAAAUCAUUUUGAAUAGUUGGGACAUCAAUGAAAAAAAGGUUGUUGCUAUCGUAACAGACAAUGGUGCUAAUAUGGUUGCUGCAGUAAGGUUGAUGGAGGGAAAUCAGCAUAUACCCUGUUUUGCUCACAUCAUCAACCUGAUAGCAGAAACACCCUUAUCCAACCCACAAAUAUCCACUUUGAUAGAUAAGGUGAGAAAUAUUGUCAAGUGGAUAAAGAAUUCUGUGAUUUUAUGUGACGAUCUCAGAAAUAGACAGAGGCAAAAUAAUGUUAAGGAGGGAUUGUUGAAAAAAGUUAUUCUUGAUGUAAAAACAAGAUGGAAUAGCACCUUCUAUAUGCUGGAAAGGUUCAUAGAACUAUCCUCGCUUAUAAGCGAAAUUCACUUUGGCAGACGUAAUGCCCCACCAAUGGUCGAUGCUGGGGAAUUGGAAGCAAUUGCAGAAAUCAUGAAAGUUCUGAAGCCUCUGGAAUAUAUGUCCAAGGAACUAUCAGGGGAGGAUUACAUAACAGCCUCUAGAGUAUUUCCCAUGAUUAAUUGUGCAAUGCAUACCUAUGAAAAUAAUAUAUUCGAAAUGGAAGAGUCCAAGUUACUCAACAAUCUCAUAUUGACUGAAAUGAGAAAAAGACUGAGCAAAGCAGAACAUAUCCCUGUUUUGGCUGUUUCUACACUUUUGGAUCCUAGAUUCAAAAAUAUACAUUUUAAAGAUUCGCAAGCAGCUGCAAAUGCAAUUUCCUUUGUGAGGAGGCUAUUGAAACACGAUGUAAUGCCUGAAACUCCUGAAAGGAAUAAUUUACAAGCUGAGAGAUCCAGUAAAAUAUUGGGAGGAUACUAA